This is a messenger RNA of Anopheles maculipalpis, 645 nucleotides long. RefSeq names its product mitochondrial import inner membrane translocase subunit Tim29. Lineage: Eukaryota; Metazoa; Arthropoda; Insecta; Diptera; Culicidae. Gene Ontology annotation, biological process: protein insertion into mitochondrial inner membrane. The record is from RefSeq and is a predicted model, not a curated record. Gene Ontology annotation, cellular component: TIM22 mitochondrial import inner membrane insertion complex. Bases 4 to 636 code for a protein of 210 amino acids. The transcript has a single exon.
AAAAUGUCGCUCAAUUCGGGCGCUCGUGGAUUUCGACGCGCACCGUCCCUAGUCCGCAACACUUUGGAACAGGUGAAAAAUCGCUACGACAGCUUACAGGCACGGCUCGAUGCAAUCACUUUCCCGGAACGGUACAAAGGCACGAUACUGGAGAAAUGGGCCAUGUACUGGAAAAAUCUCGUCAUCGAUUACAAGGAAAUGGUCAUCGAUACGGGACGUACGAUGCGGGAUCGGCCCGUUCGAAGUGGUGUAUACGUGUCCCUGCUAGCCGGCAGCCUGUAUGCUGGUGCACGCAAUCCGACCGAGUCCGAUUUCUACGACCAGUUCCGGCGAUCUUACAAUGAGCUGUCGCUGGUGCAUCCAAUCUGUCAAAAUCCGAUCGCUUCACAGCACUUAACGUUUCUCGAACGGUGUCACAACGAGGGCAUCUUGAGGCGAUUGUCGCUGGGCGUCGUGUCGUUUAUGUGGCUCGAUAAUUACGACAAAGGGUUGGCCAUCUAUAAAGCGAUUUGUCCGUAUCUACAGCCACGAUACUUGACCUUUCACGAGCGUGUAAUCGACGUCGGAUUCAACGGAAAGUUUUGGAUAUUGGAACGAAAAAUGGUAGACUACGAUAUCAAUGAGGAUAAUUUAUGAAAUUGGAAA